UAGAGAGCAGAGACGGUAUAUGAUAUUAAAUUCAUUCUCCGUCUAAGAUUAGUCCUCUGUUUCCUCGAGAUUAGUAGAUCGAUACACAGGGAGGGACAGGGGAAAGAAAAUUCCGACAAUCAUUGUCUUAUUCGAUCUGGGAGAGACAGAACAUAAACAGAGAGAUGGCUAUGUCUCAGGUGGUGAACACGUACCCGCUUUCGAACUACAGCUUCGGAACUAAAGAACCGAAGCUCGAAAAGGACACUUCCGUCGCCGACCGUCUCGCUCGUAUGAAAAUCAACUAUAUGAAAGAGGGCAUGAGGACUAGCGUUGAUGCGAUUCUGCUGGUACAAGAACACAACCAUCCUCACAUACUUCUCCUGCAAAUUGGUAACACAUUCUGCAAGCUUCCAGGUGGACGCCUGAAGCCUGGAGAAAACGAAGUUGAAGGCUUGAAAAGAAAGUUGACUAGUAAGCUUGGAGGCAAUUCUGCUGCUCUUGUACCUGACUGGAAGGUAGGAGAAUGUGUUGCGACGUGGUGGCGUCCAAACUUUGAAACCAUGAUGUACCCGUAUUGCCCUCCUCACAUAACCAAGCCCAAGGAAUGCAAGAGACUUUAUAUUGUUCACUUGUCUGAGAAAGAGUACUUUGCAGUGCCCAAAAACUUGAAGCUCUUGGCCGUCCCUUUGUUCGAACUCUACGACAAUGUUCAGAGAUAUGGACCCGUUAUAUCCACCAUCCCUCAACAGCUAUCCAGAUUCCAUUUCAACAUGAUUAGUUCGUGAGCCGACUUGGUGUUCAGGAACAAAGAAAUGUGCCUGAUGGUAAGGCACAGUAGAGAGCUGUCGCUACUUUACAUUAUAGACUUGUUCGGUUCAUUUUCAGCACAAGAAGAUUAUUGAUCUUAAAUUUCUACAAGGAUUCGUCUUCAUUUGACUAACGGCUGUCUUGUCGAAUGAAUGAUACUUUCUAUGUGUGUGCUAUGUAUGAAACAGAACAAACUAGGCCAUCCUAAAACUGAUUUGUUGGAUCAUUUCAUUUUUCCUUCUC
Brassica oleracea var. oleracea is the source of this 1032-nucleotide messenger RNA. RefSeq names its product pre-mRNA cleavage factor Im 25 kDa subunit 2-like. Gene Ontology annotation, cellular component: mRNA cleavage factor complex. NCBI's taxonomy places the organism in Eukaryota, Viridiplantae, Streptophyta, Magnoliopsida, Brassicales, Brassicaceae. The coding region runs from base 165 to 767 and encodes 200 amino acids. The record is from RefSeq and is a predicted model, not a curated record. Gene Ontology annotation, molecular function: mRNA binding. The transcript is spliced from 7 exons.